Molecule: messenger RNA, 2314 nt
Organism: Sipha flava (yellow sugarcane aphid)
Lineage: Eukaryota; Metazoa; Arthropoda; Insecta; Hemiptera; Aphididae
Product: pituitary homeobox homolog Ptx1-like
Exons: 6
Biological process (GO): regulation of transcription by RNA polymerase II; anatomical structure morphogenesis
Cellular component (GO): nucleus
Molecular function (GO): RNA polymerase II cis-regulatory region sequence-specific DNA binding; DNA-binding transcription factor activity, RNA polymerase II-specific
Source: RefSeq, a predicted model, not a curated record
GCUCAAACCGCGGAUAGUCGACCUAAUCUGAGGUCAAUUUGUUAGCUUAACUUUAAAACUCCGCGCGGCCGGCUCUCGCGUACAUCAUUAUUACUAUUGUUGUUGUUGUUGUUGUUAUUAUUAUUUUUGCGAUACACGUGCACCGGUGUGUACACGACGCGUAGUUUAAUUGCAAUUACGGUGCACGCACGCACCCACGCACGCACGGUGCCAUACGUGUAUCAGUGGAGUGCGCGCGCCUAGUGCAACGGCGGCGGUACACGGUGCAAAUACGGGUUCGAGUACGUGAUCCGUUCUUAAGAGACGUGAAAAUCGAUCGUUGCCGUGCGAACAUCCGAUCGAAAUAUACCCGAGUCGUUCGAUUUUCGUCCCUCCGGCACUCGCGUGGAAAUCGUACACGGGUAAGUCGUCGAUCGCGCACCGAUUAUUAUUGUGAUCCCGUCGCGCGUUACACGCGGUCGUCGUUUUCGCAGUGCGGUCGAAAAAAAAGCAAACAAAACGAUACCGCGUCACAAGCAGUCCGGCGUGUGCGUGCGCCGCCGCGUUCCGUCUCCGAACGAGUAGUGUUAUUAAUUCUGUGCAGUAGCAGGCCGCGCGUAUCGCCGCCGUAGGUUCAAAUGAUCCACAGAAAUCCCACAUAAGCCCGGCCGCGAUUUCUUAAGGAUUUUUUUUUUUUUCGUCGCGUGUAAACGACCGUGCGACACGCGCACGUUUAUAUGAUUUAUGAUUACAAUAUAUUACCGUGCAGUAUCCGGACUCGCCGCCGUGAACUUACCUCGCCGUGCGUCUCGCGAGAAGUACUAUACACGUCCGGGUAAUUAUAUCGUUUUUGGCGCACUUUAACGUACAUAAUGUUGUGAUAAAUAAUGGUAAACGAGUGAUAAACCUGCGACGUUGUUUGGAGCCCGACUCGGCUCGGCACCACCGAAGGCGAGAAUCGUUCGCUCGUGUCCGUCGACACGAACAGGCACAGGGUACCUGUGUGUAUUCUUGCGCACGAGGAUAUCGACUAAUUAUUUAUUCUGAUUUUUGAAUUCGGUUAUGAUUGUUGGUUUUUGAAAAAAAAAACGCCAAAAUGAUGGAACGCCUGGAAAACCUGACCGACCCGAGUUUGUGUCUGCAAGACUUGGUGUCGUCGACGGGUUCUGAUCACCAUAACGUUGCGUUACAACACGCUUCACCAGCAUCGUUUCACCAUCCCGUGCACGACGGUAGCGCCGGUCUUCAUCAAGGCAUGCUAGGGCACCACCACGUUCAUCAUCAUGACAGUCAUCAUCAUCAUCAUCACACAGCGGUACCGUGUCCGCCGUCGUUGUUGCACCACGAACCAUUGGAAAAAUUAAAGAGAGUGUGGGCAGAGACAGGAGACUUCCGUGAUAAUAAUCACCAUGGCAUUUCUACGGAUCACACGUCACAGCUUAACUUCGGUUCGUCUAGGAAUAGAAAUCGUGACAGAAAAGGACGAGCGGACACUAUCGGUACGACUGGCAUAAAAACCGAAGGCAUUGAUACGGGUGUUGGUGUUGUGACAGAUGACGGUAAAGAUGCUAAUAUCAAAAACAACAAAAACACGAAAAGACAAAGGAGGCAAAGGACACAUUUCACUUCACAACAGCUCCAGGAACUAGAGGCCACGUUCACUAGAAACCGGUAUCCGGACAUGAGCACUAGAGAAGAGAUAGCCAUGUGGACGAAUCUCACCGAGGCCAGAGUCAGGGUAUGGUUCAAAAACCGGAGGGCCAAAUGGCGGAAACGCGAGAGAAACGCAAUGAACGCCGCUGCGGCGGCAGCCGUGGAUUUCAAAAACGGAUUCGGAACCCAAUUCAACGGUCUCAUGCAACCGUUUACGGAUACCGAUUCGCUGUACAGUACAGCUUACACGUCGUACAAUAAUUGGGCGACUAAGGUCCCGAGCCCGCUGGGAUCGAAAACGUUCCCAUGGUCGGUGAACCCGCUGGGAUCGGUGAACCACCAUCAUCACCAGGCGCCGGUGAACUGUUUCAACGCGGCCACCUCAGCGGCCGGGUCGAUGUUACCGACGCCCGCGCCGCAGAACGGGCCGCCGUACUGCCCGCCGACCACGCCGUACUCGGUGUACCAUCACCGGCCCGCCGAGCCGUGCAACGUCAUGUCCAGCAGCAUUGCCAGCCUCCGGCUCAAGGCCAAACAGCACGCCUCCGGGUUCGGCGGCUACCAGCCGGCUGGUUCGCCGUGCUCGUUGCAGGCGCAGGCCAACGGCGGCAAUCGGUCUUCUUCGUCGUCGUCGUGCCAGCAACAGUACGGCGGCGGCGGUGGUGGCGGUGGCGGCGGCGGU